Molecule: messenger RNA, 1399 nt
Organism: Thecamonas trahens ATCC 50062
Lineage: Eukaryota; Apusomonadida; Apusomonadidae
Product: ubiquitin thioesterase OTU1
Exons: 2
Coding region: 1-1128 (375 amino acids)
Biological process (GO): endoplasmic reticulum unfolded protein response; protein deubiquitination
Cellular component (GO): cytosol; nucleus
Molecular function (GO): cysteine-type deubiquitinase activity; protein binding
Source: RefSeq, a predicted model, not a curated record
AUGGACACUUGGCAACUCCGAGUCCGUGCGCCGGAUGGAAGCCAGACGGUGACGCUGGCGCCGUCGUCUUCGGUCGCCGACCUGCGGCUUGCCGUGGAAGACGUCACAGGCAUUUCUGUCCCGUUCCAGGCUCUCAAGUUUGGCCGUCCGCCCAAGCUCCUUGGCCGUGACGGCGAUGAACUCACGCUGGAGGCUGCGGGCCUGGCCAACCGGGAGACGCUGAUGUUGUCGGUCCUGGCCGAGCCUGAGGUGGCGGCGGUAGUGUCAAGUAUACAGGAGCCAGCGCUGUCAAGCACAAGAUCGGGCUCUAGUCCGGCGUCGAGCUCGGCGCACCUGCCUCCUGCGCAUGCGGAUCCUGAGCUUCCGGCCGGCGGCUGGGCCUGUCCGGCAUGUACCUUUAGCAACGCGGCAGUCAUGCCGGUGUGUGAAAUGUGCGGGAGUCCAUCGCCCGCGUCGCAGGGGAAGGCGGCGGCGGCGUUGGUUGGCGGAAUGCGUGGCCCGCAGCUCCACACCUCGGGCACCAUGGUUCGUCGAGUCAUGGCCGACGACAACUCGUGCUGCUUCACUUCGAUCUCGUACCUGAUGUACGGCGACCGCGGAAGGGCGGCCGAGCUUCGCGAGCUCAUUGCAGCUACUGCAGGCGCUGACCCAGAACGCUGGAACGCCGCAACGCUCGGCAAGCCUGUGGCCGCGUACCAGGCGUGGAUCCGCAGCAGCACGUCAUGGGGCGGCGGCAUUGAGCUCGCCAUCCUCGCCGACUAUUUUGCUGUGGAAAUCGCCGUCAUGGACGCGCAGACAAUGCGGAUGGAUGUGUUUGGCUCGGGCUCCGACUACAGCACCCGCAUCUACGUCCUCUACACCGGCAUUCACUACGACGCGCUGGCGCUGGCAGUGUCCGAAUCUGCGCCCGAGACGGCCGACGUCCGCACCUUUUUGCCUGACGAUGUAUACGUCGAGGACCUCGCGCGAGGCGUGGUGGCACAUGUCAACUCGGCGCACGGCUUUACCGACGUUGGCUCCUUUGCUCUCUUUUGCCAAGACUGUGGCACAGUGCUGCGGGGACAGAAGGCCGCGGUGGAGCACGCGAGCAAGACUGGUCACGGCUCGUUCGUCGAGUACCGGGAGUAGCGGGCCAUCGGCGGCUACCGGCGCUUGAGCGCCGCCAAUUCCGCCUCGAGCUUGAGGCGCUCGGUUUGCCGCUGCGCCUUCUCCUUCUCAAACAGCCUCUCGUCGGUCCGCUGAAGAAAGUCCUGGCGCUCCAGAUACGCGUCUUUGCGCUUGGCCUCGAGCUCGGCCGCCAGGUUGUUGCUCUCUUUGAACGAGUUCCAGUCGAGGGCGGUUUUGAGCCCAACCGUCAUCUUCUUCUUGCCCUUGAGUUUGGAGAGGAGCGCGUCGACCC